Messenger RNA from Haliotis rufescens (red abalone), 951 nucleotides. RefSeq names its product M-phase inducer phosphatase-like. The record is from RefSeq and is a predicted model, not a curated record. Gene Ontology annotation, cellular component: nucleus; cytoplasm. Bases 1 to 951 code for a protein of 316 amino acids. Lineage: Eukaryota; Metazoa; Mollusca; Gastropoda; Lepetellida; Haliotidae. Gene Ontology annotation, molecular function: protein tyrosine phosphatase activity. The transcript has 7 exons. Gene Ontology annotation, biological process: positive regulation of G2/M transition of mitotic cell cycle; positive regulation of G2/MI transition of meiotic cell cycle; protein dephosphorylation.
AUGACCAGAAGGAAACUGACGUUUGCACCAGCAAUUGAAGUUGACGCGACGUCACAGACGCAAGUCUCGGACGAGAGCAUCACUGACAUCAUGGUGUCACCGAGCCUCACUUUCGAUGAUUCACGUGACAGCGGUUUUGAGUCACAAGAGAGUGACAAUGAGACAUCACCAGUUCGCGGGGCACACCUUCCAACAAGUUGCAACCAUGGGUUUGGGAAAUGCAUCCUUUCAGGAAACACGUCGGACGACGAUAUAUUCAAUGAAGUUUCAUUCGGGGAAAGUAAAUCAGCCAAGGCGGAAGUGACAUCAGAGACAAUGAAAACAGCUGUUGACCGGAUGGAGAAUUUAGAUGAUCUGAUUGGUGACGGGUCAAAGAUAUGCAACCUUCCGACCAUAACAGGCAGACACAAGGAUCUUAAGUCAGUGUCUCCACUCACAGUCAGUCAACUUCUGGAGGGAAAGUUCGAUGACGUCAUCUCCGGGUACCAGAUCAUUGACUGUCGGUACCCGUAUGAAUAUGAAGGCGGACAUAUUGAGGGAUCAGUGAACCUUCACAACGAGGCCCUGAUCACGGAUUUAGUCACCAGUCUUCGUGGGGGAGAGUGCUUCCAACAGAAUAUCCUCGUCUUCCAUUGUGAAUUCUCAUCAGAGAGAGGGCCAAAACUAUUACGUCAUCUGAGAAACUUAGACCGGAUGCUGAACAGUGACCGCUACCCGUUCCUCUUCUACCCGGAAGUGUAUCUGCUGGAUGGCGGAUACAAGGCCUUCUAUGAACAACAUCAGGUUCAAUGUCAACCAAGAAACUACCUUCCCAUGCUGCACCAGGACUACGCGAAAGAACUAAGUCACUUCCGGGUAAAAACAAAAUCAUUGAAAGCUGGGAAGAAACAGAGCAUGCACAGUCGACGUCAUCAUAUGAAUCUGUCCCCGAUUAAGUUUUCCUCGUUAUAG